AGAAAAGAAGCUUCAGCCACUCAUUCACUUCAACCGCCGGACAUCACUCCGCUGGACCUAUCAAUCAAGCUCUACCAGCCACAAAGGCACAAACCUGCUUUCCGUCCACGUUCACCGUGAUCGUGAUCGAUCGUCACGGAUCAACGUGAAGCGGGGCGGUCGACGCUGCCGAGAGACCAUUGCUCUCGUUCUGCUGUCUUUCACCCAUCUCCUCCCACCGCCUCCACUCCCUCACUCACUCACCUCCCACCACCGCCAUCAUGUCCUCCUGCUUCGGAUCCCGCAAGAAGCACAACAAUGGAGAGCGCGAGCCUCUCCUCCCACAAUACAACGAUGACACGACCCUCCAAGCAGAGGUGCAUCAGAAGCUCCAUACCUAUCAGAUGUUCCGUGCCAUGUCAAUGGGAUACAUGCCGAGCACUGAGCAGGCCAUUGUCAACCUCAGAACAUUCCUCUCCAGCGAUGUCCUCAAUGCCGACAACCCAGACCUCUCCGCUAGCGGCAAGCGAUUGGUCAAGCAGACCCGGACGUUGCUCCAACAGUUCAUGGACCUCCUCGAGCACAAGAACGACAAGGAUCAAAUUCAAGACUUGAUCUGGUAUUUGAGCAAGAGCAAGAUCACGGUCGAUGUGGAUGACUUGACACGGAGAGCACAAAAGAGCAAGGCCAAGGCUGAUACUCAGGCUGCGUAUCAAAGCCUGCAGACGGUUGGAUCACUUCUGCUCACCAACUCCGAUUUCCGCACUUUCUUGGCCGAUCUCAAUGUGGUGGGUAGAGAAGUGUUCAAGGAUACUGCUUUCGCCGCAUCCACUGCCGCCGAGGAGAUCGGAAAGCAGAUCGAGCCUUCUCAAGAAGAGAAGAGCACGGUUGCGAAGCCCGGAGCGGACGACAAGCUGAAGGCGCCUACAAAAGAAGAGCUGGGCGAGCAGGUCAAGGAUCUGAGCAAGGUCGUCGGUAAUGGCACUGCUGAUGUCGCACAAACCGCAGUAGACAGUGCCCAGGACAAGCUCCAAGGCGAUGAAGGCAAGACCUUGGUCAACCGACUCAAGCAGGCUGUUUUGAAGCUGCGCCAGCGCAACGACUACUCCGAGUCUGUGUCGACAUUGUCUCUUCUGCUCAAGCGGUAUGCCGUCAUUUACUCUCGCGCAGCUGAGCGAGUCACCGACGUCGCGGCCGAGGACAUCAACGAGAACGAGGCACUCGAUCAAGCAAUGCACAACAUGUGGAUCUUCAUCACUAGCUUCGGCAAGAAGGAAGACUGGAAGAAGUGUGAGGAGCUCUUCAAGCAGGUGAUGAGCCACAAGGAGAAGGACCCUCACUUUGAGGAGAUGAUGGAGGAGACUGGCAAUUCUCUGCAAAAGCUGCUCACCGACCCUGACUUCCUCGACAAUGCGCAGGAGAAGUUUGGCGAGCUCAAGGAGAAGAGCGAACAGGUCGGCACCGACAGCAGCCUCAAGAAGGACAUUCAGCACCUCGUUGCACAGGUCGAGAGAACUCUCAAGGGCGUCCUCCACGACGAGGACAUCAACAACUUGAUCGUCACCACUACACGCAUUUUUGGCAUUCUCUCUCCAGCGAACCAAGCCGCCAACCCAGACCUCCUCCAGGACGCCAUUCGCGUGUUCGCACCACUCGCCAUUGCUGCCAUUCAGUACAUCCCGAUCCCUCGUCUGGAGAUCAGCACUCCCGAAAUCGACCUCCUCCUGGAAAACCUCAUCGUCGAGCCUGGUCACACGGUAAACCACACCUCAUUCCUCCCUUACCGCCUCAAGGUCGAGACGUACAACGACUUCGAAAUCCGAAAGGCCCGCGCACGCACGGCCACAGCCAUGACCAACCUCAUGACCAUCAAACUCGACGGCCUCUCCGUCAAAGCUGAGGAAAUCGGCUUCUGGCUCCGCGCUCACAAGGGUCUCCUCCGCCUCGCCGACGAGGGCAUCGCAUCCUUCGCCCUCGACGAGCGCGGUAUUGACAUCCACAUUGACGUCGAGAUCGCCAAGGACCGCAUGGAGCAAAUCCUCACCCUCAAAGACGUCCGCGUCCACAUCCACAAGCUGAACUACAAACUCCGCCAGUCAAAACUCUCCUGGUUCGGAUGGCUCUUCAAGCCGCUUCUCCGCCCCAUCAUCCGCAAAGUCAUGGAGAAGCAACUCGCCAACGCCCUCGCCGACUUCUUCCACGCUGCCAACCGCGAACUCCUCUUCGCGAGAGAGCGACUCCGUGCCACGAGAAUUGCGGAUCCCAAGGACUUGACGACGUUCUUCAAGGCCGUCGCUGCGAGAUUGGUGCCCGAGGACGACCCAGAUCUCUACACGAGAGUCGGCUUCGCGCAACCGGGUAAAGGUGUGUUUAAGAAUGUGUAUGCUCCGGGUAGUGUGGUCAAGUUGUGGGAGGACGAGGCGGUGAGGGCGAGAGAACGGGUGGAGGAUAAUGAGUGGAACGCGGGUGGGUGGAGGAAUGAGAUUUUUGAUACGCAUGUUCGGAGUAUGACUUGA
Zymoseptoria tritici IPO323 is the source of this 2495-nucleotide messenger RNA. RefSeq lists its product as uncharacterized. The transcript has a single exon. NCBI's taxonomy places the organism in Eukaryota, Fungi, Ascomycota, Dothideomycetes, Mycosphaerellales, Mycosphaerellaceae. The record is from RefSeq and is a predicted model, not a curated record. Gene Ontology annotation, molecular function: lipid binding. Bases 261 to 2495 code for a protein of 744 amino acids.